Molecule: messenger RNA, 2362 nt
Organism: Polypterus senegalus (gray bichir)
Lineage: Eukaryota; Metazoa; Chordata; Cladistia; Polypteriformes; Polypteridae
Product: ras-related protein Rab-10-like
Exons: 6
Coding region: 483-1076 (197 amino acids)
Biological process (GO): cellular response to insulin stimulus
Cellular component (GO): insulin-responsive compartment; recycling endosome; Golgi apparatus
Molecular function (GO): GTP binding; GTPase activity
Source: RefSeq, a predicted model, not a curated record
UUUUCACGAGAGCACCUCAGGAAGCGGAUGAAAUUGCAGCGCGACAGAGGAGAAGCAGGAAGGGUGUCUCGUUACCGUCUUUUGCAUCUUAAAAGAGGAGAAGAAAAAAAUGCACAUGUGGCCCUGGCGCAUUGCGUCAGAAUUAACGUUUUAUAAAUACUUUGUAAAAGUCGGUUUGUAGGCUGAAAGUCGCCAGACAUGAAUGGCAAAGUGCCCGUGUCAUCCAGAGUGCACGAGGCUAUAAUUAGAUGAGGAUGAAAUAGGAAACGACGGCUUUGGAGGUGGACUUUUUUUUUUUCUUUUUGUAUUAUUAAGACACUAGGACAGCACCGAGGUCACGGUACAGUCAACGAUGACCCAAAGCUAUUUUCGAAGCAGCAGAAAUUGUUAGAUUGAUCAACAUCCUAUUUAUUAAUCGACGCACUGGAAAGUCAAAUGGUUGGAGAAACGUUAUUUAGGAAUAGGUAUGAUACUUUCAGGGGAUGGAUGACAGCUCGGACUGUUUAGUGUUGAAAAUAAUUUUGGUCGGAGACUCCUUGGUGGGGAAGACGUGCAUACUUCAAAGAUACAUUGAUAACACCUUUGAUCAUUCGUACAUGUCCACUAUCGGUAUUGACUUUAAAGUUAAGACCUUACACCUCAAUGGCAGAUUCGUUAAACUCCAGAUCUGGGACACGGCGGGCCAAGAGAGGUUUCACUCCAUCUCGACUCGCUACUUCCGAGGAGCGCAUGGCCUUCUGAUCAUCUAUGAUAUCACCAACGCCCUCAGCUUCGACAACGUCACGGGAUGGAUGAAGGACGUGAAUGCGAAUGCUGGGGAAAAUGUCGAUAGAGUCAUUUUGGCGAACAAGUGUGACCUGGAAGAGACGCGAGUGGUCUCUAAAGAGAGAGGAGAAAAGUUGGCUUGGGAGUGUGGAGUACAUUUCUUUGAAACAAGUGCAAAAAACAAUAUCAACAUUGAAAAGGCCUUUUCGGCAUUAGUGGAAGGCAUCAUGAGUAAGAGUUCUUCCUACACACCGAGGACUGAUGUGGUUAACCUUAAAAAAAGUGACAGGAAGAAAUGUUGUAACAGAUAAGUCAUCACAUUUGGGACAAUAGAGUACCUGCUGCUUGCUCUUUGUACAGUUACUUUACGUCUUGGUUUUUGUUUUUCAAAUUGUAUUUUAGGAAAAACAGUAUGGUUUUAACUUAACCGUGUAUAUGUUGUUGCUUUCGUAUGCGUGUUUUCUUAAUGUGGGAUGUUUUUUAUGAAACGACCUCAGCAAAAAUAAUGGGAACAUUUCUGUAAUGACGACAUAAAAGUAGAUACACGACAUCCAUCAAACAAUCUGUGUGUACAUAGCUGGGCUUGCACCUGUAAUCUACUUGAGAUGGGGUUAUGGGAGCAGGAGCGAGACAUGCACAGUUUUAACAUGCCUUCAGCUUGUGUGUGUGUGUGAGUGUGUGUGUGUGUGUGUGGUGGGGGAAAUCCACACAAACAAAAAGAAAUAAGAAAUAUACCCAGAAAGAGUCCAAGCCCUGAAUUAGUCCUGGGGCAGAGAGGCAGCAUCACCACUCUCUGUGAGAAUGUGGCACCCCAGAUUCUUAAAGGCUUCUACUAAUGACGCACAAGUUUUUGUGUUGCUGAAAGUAUCAGACUUGUAAUGCUUGAGGCCUCCUCAUUCUUACGUUGUUAUUCAGUGACUGAUAUACAUGAUGGUACAUGCGGCAGAUUGAUUCAGUUACAACAGGUCUACUCUGUCUUGGCCAUAGUUUGAUGUUGGAAUAGAAGGCUGAGUUUUCUUUGUGUUCCACCAAUCGCCCCAAUCCGGCCUCGAUGGUUUAUGGAUGCCGCUUUUGACAUAAACCUUCCCUGUAUCCAUGUUCAGGAUUGAAUUGAAAAGCAUUAAAGUACAUACAAAUAAGGUGCUUUUUGAUGAGCAUAAUGGUAUAAAGAGGUUGACCCAUCAAUUAUAGAAAGAGAGAAAGAUUAACAAGAAAUAUUCUCACCUUCUCAAUCAAAGGAGAACUCAAACAAGAAAAGAUUUUAAUUUAUUUUUUUCCCCUGGUAUAGCCCCAGGUUUUCCUGUCUUCUUGAGCUAAUGUGGCCAAAUGACACAAACUCUUAACUAUGUAAAAGCAUUACAUCAAAUAAACUCCUAAAGUAAAAUCUUUUACAUAAGUAUCCCUGUAUUUUUAUAGAGACGUUUCUCUCACACUUUGGUAAAACUGUAAAGACGACAUACUGUAUCUACUGGUAGCUGCGCUGAAACACUGCACAGAGAAGUGGUCCUGAACAGAAGGGGUUCUCAGUAUUUUAAUUCAUUAUAUGUUACUUCUAAUGUAUUCAAAAUAAAUGUAAAAAAUAUAUAUAUAUUGUAGA